UUCUUUUCAUUCCUUCUUCCAUCUUUCCUUCCUUUAUUUCUUUGGAUUUUAUUCCCUUUGGUCUUGGCGAUAUAUACUUCCUAAUCUUCUUUUUAUCUUUUUAGUUCUUGAUAUGUUUUAUCAAUACGUUUUCUUGUCCCUCUUAAAGGAUCCAAACAGAAAAAUGUGAAAAACUUUACAGGAAUAUGAACAAAUGAUAACUUAUGAGACAGAGAAGAACAAAAAUGUUCUAGGAUAAAUAACUUCACGUGUUAUAAGGAAUAUGAAAAAAUAAUAACUUGUGAGACAGAUAAGAACAAAAAUGUUUCAGGAUAAAUAACUUUACGUUCUGUAGUGAGUUUCUCUGCAAAGAUUGAUGAAACCAGAGAAGAAUAAAUAAUUGAAAAAGGAAAGAGAGAUAAAAAGUUCAAAAGAUAUAAAAAAUGAAAGAAAAAUCAGUGAAUGGGAUUCAGGAAGUGAACUAGAACGAAAGGACGAUUAAAACAUAAAUUAUAAACAGAGGGAGAGAUAAGUAAAUGAAAAAGACAGAAAAAUGAUAUAAUAACCUAGAGACCAAAAAAAAAAGAAAAAAAAAAAUCCCCCACUCUCUCCCACUGUGUAAAAAUCCAACUUUAGGCUAAAAAGAACGAAGAGAGAGAGAGAGAAAAAAAAAAGGUAUAUAUCAUGGAAGGUCGGAGUUCACAACUUAAAAAGAUUGUCUUCACGAUCUUCGCCGCCUGCGCGUUGACCCCGGCUGGCGCUGGCACUGGACUCUACAUGGGACCUUACUUCCCCUCGCCGCAGCCCAGGAACAUCACGGUGCACCAGGACACCGUGGCGUACCUGCCGUGCACCGUCAGUCAGCUGGGGGAUAAGUCGGUUUCGUGGGUGAGGCAGAGGGACGCCGACAUCCUGACAGUGGACCGCUACACUUUCGUCCGAGAUGACCGCCUGACCGUCCACUUCACGCCGGACACAGGCACGUGGACGCUCGUUAUCAAAUACGUGCAGGAGCGGGACGCAGGGACGUACGAAUGCCAGAUCUCCACGGAACCGAAGAUGUCCAUGCUCGUUCAUCUCAAUGUCAUCGUACCUCAGGUGGAGAUCACAGGCGCCGUGGACAAGUACGUGCGCCGAGGGUCAACAGCGCGUCUGGAGUGCAAGGUCAGCUCAACCGUGCAACUCCCCGACUACAUCUUCUGGUACCACUCGGGGUCGCGACUCCUCGAGUACGACCAUCCCCGCGUCAAGAUCACGGUGGCACGUCGAGGGGGACAAGGCAGCGAGAUGAGUAUCACUUCGACCCUCGUGCUCACUGAUGCUCGACUCUCGGAUGCUGGGAACUACACCUGCCUUCCCUCGAACCUGCACAACGCGACCACUGUUCUCCACGUGUUGAAUGACGAGCACCCGGCGGCGAUGCAGACGGGCGCCGCCAUGCUGACUGAUCCGCCCCCAACAUCUGGGGCAUCCUCUCGUGGUCGCCCUGGCGCUGCUCUUCGUGCAGGCCCACCCGCGCACACCUGCCUCCGCCCGCCCUCCACCUCCAGGAGUUUCGCGCGGCUGCAGUUUCACGGCUUCGAGGACGGGGUUGACAUGCAGACUCAUGAGGAUCGGCGCCAUGAGUCGGGACAGCGCCAAAUCUCCGACGCCCGUGAUGCUGCUCUGUCUCCUCCCCGCGCCCUCGAGAUGGCCCGCCAUCUUUCCCGCAGCCGAACCGAAGGUCUCCGUCGCCGCAACCCGCACGCGUUAAAGGGAGGAGGAUCCCCCGCGACGUCAACAAGGCAAACGUUAGACAAACGUUUCCUGGCGGGUGUGGUCGGCGUCUGCGGGGCCUCGUCGAGUCCCUCCGGCGGCGAGGUCUCUGCCGCCGUGGCCGCUCCCCGGGUUCUGCUGGCGCUGCGCUCGGUCCCCUCGUCGACGCUGAAGCUCGCUCGCUGA
Penaeus vannamei (Pacific white shrimp) is the source of this 1920-nucleotide messenger RNA. The record is from RefSeq and is a predicted model, not a curated record. Lineage: Eukaryota; Metazoa; Arthropoda; Malacostraca; Decapoda; Penaeidae.